Messenger RNA from Phyllostomus discolor (pale spear-nosed bat), 6276 nucleotides. It is a transcript of the gene KY, whose product is annotated as kyphoscoliosis peptidase. The transcript has 11 exons. The record is from RefSeq and is a predicted model, not a curated record. Bases 687 to 2666 code for a protein of 659 amino acids. Lineage: Eukaryota; Metazoa; Chordata; Mammalia; Chiroptera; Phyllostomidae.
UGUGUCCAAAUUCUUGUGGGCAGUAAUCGUGAAGAGGUUCUCACUCUGAGAUCCUAUCCAUUUCCUUCUUAGAGAGGGAACUGUCAACCUCCAAAACCCACCCCAGGACAGAGUAGGGCCAGGGCCAAAAGUUGGCCAUUUUCUCCACAGCUUUCAAGUCAAUCUGGACCCUGCUUAUUGUUUUUCCUUUCCCUGCCUGAACUGGCUCUCACUGUUGACAGCACUGUGCGAUUCUGUAUUUGCCAUGGCUUUCGGAGAAGGUCUGCUACGGGCCUUCUCGGGGAACCCCCUCCUCCCUGGAGACCGCAGGGAUGGGGCGCGCUAAGAAGCAGAGGACAAUCCUCAAGUCCAGGACAAGUGCUUCCAGCGCUGGGGGCAGCAGGCAGGGGCGCAGGGCGGGAGGCUCUGGGGCCCGUGGCCUCGGUGCAGGUCUGGGCUCAGCCGGGGAUUUCCUUUCAAAGGUGACUUAGAGCUGCUUCAUUAGGGGAGCGCCCUCCCAGGCGGGCGCUAAUGGCGUGUUUGGCAGAGUCAGCGAAACGCGGCGCGCAGCGGCUCCGUGGCAGGGGAGCGCCCUCUCCCGCGCCCUCGCCGUCUCCCGCGCCGGACAGCGGCGCGCACGGGGCCAUUUGCAGCGCAGGCAGCCUUGCGAGCGGCCGCGGCGCGCUGGCGGGGAGCGAGGUGGCACCAUGGCGCUGAAGAAAGACAGCAACGCCGUGUCCAUCGACAUGCUGCUGAUCGUGCACUCGGAGAAGGGGCGCGCUGCGCAAGGCACGCUCUCGGACCGGCAGGCGGACCCGGGCGCACUGCCGCAGCUCAGAGGAGGAGGGGUCGCAAAUGGAAUACGGAACUGGCAGAAAUUAGAAGGAAACUGCUUGGAUGGAAACCUGGCAGAGAAGCAGCAUCCUCAGCAGACCCAGGUCAUCACUUCCUACGACAACCAAGGGACACAGUUGACUGUGGAGGUCCACCCUCGAGACGCCAUGCCCCAGAUGCUCAAGAAGUUUUCCUUGGCUAAACGUUUACAAGGUGAUAAAAAUGGAAACACAAGACCCCGGCAGCCUGGAGGGAAAGAUGCCCAUGCCUACCCCUGGGAUCGGUCCAGCCUGAAAUCCAUGCCCCUGGACCUGCGGCAGUUUGAGAAACUGGAUGCCUAUGCCUCACAGGUGACAGUCAAGAGUGGCCUAGACGAGCUGAUGGACGACCUGCUCCAGGAGGCCCACAGCGACCUGGAGAGGGUCCGUGCCAUCUGGAUCUGGAUCUGCCACCACAUAGAGUAUGACAUUGAGGCUGCCCAGGAGAAGGACCGCCAGGCCUUCAAACCCAGCAACAUCCUGCGGACCCAGAAGACCAACUGUGAUGGCUAUGCCGGGCUCUUUGAGAGAAUGUGCAGGAUCGCUGGAGUGCAGUGCAUGACCGUGCCCGGCUACUCCAAGGGCUUUGGCUACCAGACGGGGCAGAGCUUCUCUGGCGAGUUUGACCACGCCUGGAAUGCCGUGUACCUGGAAGGGAGAUGGCACCUGCUGGACAGCACCUGGGGCAGCGGCCUGGUGGACACCAGCACCUCCAAAUUCACCUUCCUCUACAAUGAAUUCUACUUCCUGACCCAUCCCGCCCUGUUCAUCGAGGACCACUUCCCAGACAACAAGAACUGGCAACUGCUUAAACCUCCUCAAUCCCUGAGGCAGUUUGAGAACAACAUGUACCACAAGAGUGAAUUCUACAACAAGGGGAUGCUGAGUGCCCACCCGGAGACUCCCAUGAUCAGAACAGUGAACGGGAAAGCCACGAUCACCAUGGAGAGCUGUGCCCCAACGCUGUUCAUGUUCAUGCUCAAUGGCAAGCAGGAGCACGGGCUGCUGAGCCUCCAGAAGAACGGGAUGAAGCUGGACAUCUACCCUCCCACCAUGGGCACCCACAAGCUGCAGAUCUUCGCCAAAGGCAACUCUGACAUCUACAGCUCGGUGCUGGAGUACACACUCAAGUGUAACUACGUGGACUCGGGCAUCCGGCUGCCAGCCGAGCUGCACCAGCCCGUGGGCCCCAGCUGGUUCUCAGAGCAGAUGGGCAUCCUGAAGCCGUCCCACCCUGACCCCAUCAUCCACACCACAGAUGGGCGCUGCUCCAUCAGCUUCGGCGUGGAGGAGGGCAUCAGCAUCCUGGCCUCCCUGCACGGGGACGAUGGCCCCAUCACCGAGGAGACGCAGCGGCGCUACAUCUUCCAGCUGCACCGGGAGAAGCGGGUAGAGCUGAAAGUCCAGCUGCCCCAUGCCGGCAAGUUUGCCCUCAAGAUCUUCGUCAAGAAGAGGCAGGAACCGGGCAACUACGUCUUUGUCUUCAAUUAUCUGCUGUGCUGCUCCAACACCAAGGUGAACUGGCCCAUGUUCCCCGAGAGCUUUGGCAACUGGGGGCAGGACAAUGAGCUGCUGGAGCCUCUGUCCGGCGUGCUUCCCGCCAACCGGAACGUCCCAUUCAAGUUGAAGCUGCACGGUGUCGCCAAAGCCCUGGUGAAGGGGCAGGACACGUGGCCCCUGACCCUGAACGGCGAAGGCUACUGGGAGGGCAGCUGCAGCACCGCCGGCUGCCAGGAAGUCUACGUCAUGGUGCUGGAGAACGCCAACCACAGCUUCUAUUCCUACAUCCUGAAAUACAAAGUGAAUGACCAGUGAGGGCCGCGCCCGGCGCCCCCCCAGGGAGGGCCCACGGGAAGUGCAGCGAGCCCUGGACACCACUGCGUCUGCAUGAAAUCACUUCUAGGCCUCUGCCUCCGUCUCCCUGCUCUGCCGCAGGAGCGGUGAUGCUUGUGUUCUGGUGGCUUCAAUCCGUUGUGGUGACGGCCGAGGGGACAGAGGCAAAGGCCCAUUAGAAGAAAAAGGUGCUAUGUAAAUCCAAGGUAUUGUAAACUGUACACCCCCACCCAGAUGCCCCCUUCUCGUAUUAACGCUGUUGUUGUUGUUAUAGGCUUGAUGUGGGAAAGCAGGGUGUUACCCCGGCUGAGAGCUCUUCCUGCGAUGGUGAGAGAAUGAAUUCUCCUUGGGGCCCCAGAGGGACAGGAUUAGCAAGGCUGAGUCACCAUGAAUCACAGAGCCCCUUCCCAGGAGCGUCCCAGUGUUUCUCACCUGCCCUGCACCCCAGGGAAGGUUGGACUAUCACUUUUUCCCCAGACCCAUGUCUUCCGCAUUCCUGCUGCCUCUUCAUUAGGUGCUUCUUGCUCUUCAAGAGCCCCCCAGAGGAAAAAGCAGGUGUGAAGAGGAAGCUAGCACACACACACACCCCCGUCACUGUCUAGAUGCUGGUGGCCCCCACAAUCCCUGUGUAUAUUGGGAAUGUGGCAACAGAGCAAUUACGAGGAGACUGCAAAGCAGAGAUAAGCCAGUGCCCUCUCUUGGGUGUCCUGAGUCGGGGUACCCCGAGAUGGCAGUCCUGCACAGGGCUGAGUCCAUCUCAGUCCUGAGAUGGCAGUCUGCAGGAUGAGACCUCCGACUCUGCUCUCUGGGGAACCUGCGGACAGUUGGUUCAGUUGAGGGUGACCUUCCAGGACCUCUCCAAGCUUCCACCCUGCCCAGGGAGCCUCAAGAGGCCUGCCAGCCCUUGGGAGCCUUGUUGAUAACCCUAAAUACAGACCCUGGCAGGGAGGCCAGGUGAGGGAGGAGUGCAACACUUCAAUGCCAGGGAGACUUCCAUGUAACAGGGCUCUCCAGGCCCUCAGGAUUCCCCGCCAGCAAAGCCCCAGGUGGGGGGACCUCAGCUGGCCCUGGGAGCAGUUUUUGUGUGUGCCCCUAUCCCAUCUCCCUUCCUCCCUUUCCCUGACAAGAGAGACCCUUGGGGUCCCACCCUCUGUAGGGACAGUUCAGUCCCUUGCUUGCUCAGGACUGAAAAGCUUCAACUGCCCAGCUGGCCCUCAGCAGCACCUCGGGCAGGCGUUGCCAUGGCAACAGUGGAAAGGCUAGCGGGAGAGGGGAGGAUAGAGAAUGCCGUGCAUAACGGACUCAACACCAACCCAUCAUACGGAGACACUCGAGGUGGUCCCUGCUGACCUCCUGGCUUCUCCAGCUGUGUGGCCCCUGCCUAUCUCAGUGCCCUCACCCCUGAGAGCCUGCACUGCCAAGGGCUCUCCCCCCAUGGCUGCUCCAGUUGCCCCCAGGCUCAGCUACAGCCAGGGCCCACCAGGAAUCCUCACAGCCUCCUCUGCCUUCAUGCUCACAUUUAUGUAUUUAACCAAUGUUCAUGGGGCACUUAAUAAGCACCAGGCACUGUUCUACUUGCUGGGGCUACAGAGGGAACAAAGAGGGCCCUGCCCCUGUCACCCCAGAGCUCAGGGUGGGUGGCAGCAGUCUCCUCACCCAGGCCUGCCUGAGGUUCCAGGCUCCCAACACUUGAAUCCAUCAUGACCCUGGACUACCUCCCCAAAGGACACAACUGUGCCCCCAGCACAGACCUAGCCCAGAGCGAUGUUGCAACAGUGCCCGUCCCUCACCAGGCUAAGGCCCUGGAACUCCAGGGGAAUGCCCCCAUGGUGGUGCUGAGCUGCCCUGGCCUGUGUCCAGUGCCUUCUGGCAGGCUCUGCCACCCGGCAUUCAGCACCAUGUCACUUGCCUAGAAAACGCACCAAAGCCCCAGAGGAGGAACCACUGUGCACCCCGACAGGGAAACAAGGAAAGUUUUCACACCCUGAAAACAGCCUUUUCUCACACCUUUGAUUUUAUGGGCUGAAAGAAGUGCUGUUUCAUCAAAAUAAUAAGUGCCUUCAAUGAUGCAUGUCAUUCACUGGAGCCAGAGCUGGCUGCCUUCUGCUGAGAAGGACACGCAUCUUUUAAAAACAAUAUACUUAAUCAAUACAUUGUGGAAUAUGCAGAGGACACCACCUGGCAAAACAGGAGCUGUCCGGAGAACCAGAGGCAGAGGCUGGGCCUCUCAAAGUGCCUGCAGAGCAUCCGCCUGCCUCUCCGUCAUCAUUUAAACAGGCACCCCACCCCGUUUGUAAAGAUAGCUGUAGACACAGUGAGAAAAUCACCUACAUUUCUUUCCACUGAAGGAAAAAUACAUGAAAUGAAAUCCCAUAUUUAUGAAUUUUUACACGCAUGCUGCUCAGGGUAGAAUUUGGGGUUGCAUUUUGAAGUCUUUUAUUCAAAACCCCAUCUUUGUUUCCUGGUCCACGAGAGUCCCAGCGGCCGGUGGAAUGGCACGGGUGCCCCCUGGUGCCCAACGUGCAGAACUGCUGUCGCUGCGCACCUCCGUGAGGCUAAACCUACUACCGCCAGGGUUUUUCCGCAGAAUUUGAAAAAAUGCUGCUGAGAUGUUAAUGUUAAAUUCACUUGGUGCUCUCUCGUGGCUUCUCAGUGCUUCCUCGUGUGUACACCGAGCACAUUUUUGCCACACAUAAGCUGUGAAGCGAGCCUGGGGGGACUGCCUGGCGAGAAAACACGGAAUGUAAUAGGAUUUGGGCGUGCUUGGUCCAGAACACUGGGCAUGGGACUGGAUGGGACUGUUUGGACCCUACUCAGUACUACGCCAGCGAGGGACUGAAGCUGAUGGAACGCAGAGGCGAGUCCUGGGACGGCCAGCCCUCAGGCCACAGGCGGAAGGAAGGGUGUGGCGGUUGGCAAGGGAGGAAGGGUGCGGGAGCAAAUGGGCUCCACAACCACAAGUGCAAUUAACUCCUUUUCAGCUCGUUUGGGAAGCGGCACCGGCACAGCUGGACUCCGUUUUCAGUCUGAUUACAAUCAUUGUGAGUUCCCCAUAUGUUGCAUUGUCCCAUCAGGACAAACUCUGCACACACAGCCUGCUGAGACUGAAGGGAAAUAAAGAGAAGAACUGAAGCAUGAAGGAUUUAGGCUAGACAUAAAGAACCAUUUCCUGUUGUUAAGCAGGAGGAACGAGUUGCCGAGAAAGUUUUGUGAAAUCCUCUUCUCCAAGGGCUUGGAAAGUGGAAAGGUUUUCCCAGUGGACUGAGGUGUUAGAAGCCACGCAAACCGCGGGGACUAGGCUCUCUCCAAACCAUUUCGACUGGAAACCCACUUGAUCGCCUACAGGGUCCGUGGUACUGCCUGGCCUUUGCUGUUGGCAACGUGUACGGAAGUGGUGCUCCCCUGUCUCACGUCAGUUUCUCUGUGUUCCAUCCUUCCCCUUCCUUUGGAGCGAGCAGUGGGACAGCUGAAGAGGUGAUCGCUCCUCACAACGCGAGCACUGACUUGUGGGGGCGGGUGGCUGCUGGGUGAGCUUUUCCCACAUUGUUGCGGGUGUUGUUUUCCAAUAAAAUUUAUAUUCAUUUUUAUCCAA